CUUGACAGCUGACAACGUCAAUGAUGAACUGUCAAGUAUUGUUUAGGUCACCCAUAUGAUUGAUUGCAAACUCUAAACAAAAUCAAAACUUGUAAACAUUUGUGCCUAUUUAACAUGUUACUGUUGAAAAACCGUACCGAUUAACAUAAGAACCGCAAGUAUUAUGUUUGGAAGAAUUCGUACUGCAGAUAUUCAAUUGAUAUCGUUGAAUUCUCCACAGAAUAUAAAUCAUUGGCUACCGUAAUCAGAAAAUAAGGCAAAUGAAAGUAAAACGUGGUUAUUACGAUGUUUUUGUAGACACAUGUGCUAAGUAUUCAUCCAAUAUCGCCGUCAGACACUAUGUGGAUGGAGUGUACAAGACUUACACGUACUCAGAGCUUUACGGCGUCUGUGAGUACUUAUCGCAAAAAUUACAACUCCUACAAUGUAAUAGGGGCGUAAUUGGACUAGUUUCAGAGAGAAAUAUCAUCAUACCAUGCGUCAUAGCUGCAGCUCACAAAAAUUGCACAACAUUCAUGUUUGUCGACCCGACCCAAGAUGUAGGCGCAAUAGCUAAAGAUAUCGGAUUCACAAUAAUAAUGACCAUUAGGACAAAUGAUCAAGAUCCUAAUGCAGAGGUGUUUGAUAAAAAGCCAGAACAAAUUGUUUCAGUGUUUGAUUUAAUCAUAUGUUUUUAUAAAUAUGAUGGAGGGAAUGAGCCACGCAUGCUACAUGUGCCUCAACACUCGUUUAUUGCUUUAACUUCUGGGAGUACAGGAGAGCCAAAACAUAUUCAGGUUCCUAUUCAAUGCAUCCAACCUAACAUUGAUGAUCUUACUAAAAUGUUUAGCAUCACACCAGCAGAUGUCAUCUUCUUCUCAACACCUCUCACAUUUGACCCUUCCAUGGUGGAAAUUUUACUAGCAUGUAUGAAUGGAGCCUCUCUACUUGUUGCACCAGACAGGACAGAUGUGUUAUUCCCAGAAAACAAAAUGAACUCUAUCACAAUUUGGCAAACUACACCAUCAAAGUUUUUGCAGUACUCAAAUACAGAUAUCAGGGACAAAAUAUUAAGUCAAAACUCAACUCUUAAAAUAUUAGCACUUGGUGGAGAACCUUUCAAUAGUAUUCAAAGAAUAAAGGAAUUGAAGCACUUGGAUAACAAGACCAGGCUAUUUACUUUGUAUGGUGUUACUGAGAUGUCAUGUUGGGCCUGCAUCGCUGAACUUGAUCUCAGCAAAAUUACAACAGACAGGGAAGUUCCUCUAGGCCACUGUCUCUCUGAAACAGAGCUCAUUAUUGAAGACAACAAAGAUAAUGUCAAUACAGGAAAAAUUAUAUUAGUUAGCAAAACCAGAAAAUGUGUUAUUCUAAAUAAGUCAAAAGGUACUGAGGAGCAAAAUUCAUUAAAGUUUCUGGAUACUGGUGACAUUGGGGAACUCAAAAGUGGCACUGUAUACUACAGAGGUAGAAGGGAUGACAUCAUCAAGAGGUUUGGCCAUAAAGUCAACCUAAUGAACAUUGAAGCUGCAAUAAUGCAGUGUCCAAAAGUAAAAACAUGUGCAUGCCUAUGGUUACCAAAACCAAUGCUGCUAGUUGUGUACUUCUCAUCCGAAACAAUAAGCAGCCAAGAAUUAUCAGACUUUUUGAAAUGCAAACUUGAUGAUAAACAUUGGCCUGACAAAAUUAUAAGGGUAGAUAAUUUACCCACUAAUCGUCAUGGGAAAAUAUCUAAAAAUAUUCUGAGUAACAUGUUUGAAAAACACGUUAGGAUGCCACAAACUGAAGAUUCAAUAAAAGUUACCUUUAUAAAAGAGCUGAAAGCUUCAUUAGGCAAAAAUUUUGUUUAUGAUCAGAUUAAAAAUAAAGACUUCUUUGCAUUGGGAGGUACAUCUUUUCUGGCUGUAUCUCUUUGUAACAAUCUGUCCCAAACUUGUCCUCAACUUGGGAAGUUAAUUCUGCCAUACCUAAUGACACAGAAGAACACUAUAGAUGAGAUAAUGGAAAUAGUGUAUAAACAACUUGGCUCAGACGAAAUCAAAGUUAAGAAGCCUCUUAAGCGGACGAGAUCUAACAGUGAAAAAAGAUUUGACAGUAGUAGCUUAGCUAGCAAUGAGAUUGUAAAGAAAUCAAGUCUUGAGGCUACAAUCGGCUCUGUAGAGUUUACUACUAUAUGGAAACAUGACACUGGCAAAUGUGUAGAUGCUUCACCAGUAUUGUUCCAAUCAGGCUACAACUUGUAUGUAACUGUGGGCAGUCACUCAGGGCAGAUUGUGGUACUAGACGCAAUCACCAGCGAGCUUCAGGCCACGUUUCUGAUUAAUUCAAGGAUUGAAGCCGCUGUCCUGUGUUACUACGACUCAGACAUUACUCCACCAUGCGGCGUGGUCGGCGGGUACGACGGUACCAUCAUCUGCUUUUGUCUUGACACCUUCAAGGAGAACUGGAGAGUUAAUAUCGGCUCCAUGAUCAAGAGCAAGGCGGCCUGCGUAAAGGGACAGCUGUAUGUCGGCUCUUACGACGGCAAUGUUAGAUGUCUUAACAUUUCGACAGGUACAACAGACAUUACGAUAAACAUUUGCGACCAAGCCAUAUCUGCUGACCUGGUGGUUGCGAAAAAGGAGUUUGUGAUAUUAGGCUCACUGUCAGGUGUAUGCGCCUGUAUCCAAACCACUACUAAUACAGUGGUUUGGCGUGGCUUGCUGGGCAGCCCGUUGUUUGCCAGCCCUGUUCUAUAUUACAAUGAUAAAUACGUAGUUUUCGCUGAAGUAUCCGGCGACAUACAUUGUAGAACUGUGGAGAAGGGCAUCAAGAUUUGGAAGUACCAGGGUGUAACAGGAAAUAUAUUUUCUUCAAUUUAUAUAAAGCAAAUAGAUAAAUUCAAAUGGCAAAUGGUAUUUGGAUGUCAUGACAAGGGUGUGUACAGUCUCUCUGUGAAAAACUUUCAGCCAGCUCUUCUUUGGAAGACCCAACUGACAUCACCGGUGUACUCAACUCCUUGUGCUUUGAGUGAUAAACUAAUACUGGCUGUAUCAAAUAAUGGAAAACUGUGUAUUCUUGAAAGAGAAACUGGAGUUUUGUUAGGAGAAUACAGUUUGCCAAGUGAAACAUUUUCAACACCAGUUACAUAUGGUGAUUUUAUUUAUGUUGGAUGUAGGGAUGACCACUUGUAUUCAAUAAGAUACCUCUUUGAAUUAUGAUAAUCAAUGAAUCUAGUCUUUUCAGAAAUUGUUUAGAAAUGUAAAAUUAUUACAAGUUAAUAACAAAUAUCUAAUAAAAAUAAGGACUACUAAUAGUUUAUGUACCUGUAUUUGUUUACAAAAUAAAACACCCCUCUAUAAUUAUAACUUUUAUUUAUGAUCUUACACAACAUAUAGGUAUAAUGAGCAUUCAUAAAUUUUGACUUGUUACAAAUAUGAUAUGGUUACAGAAUCAAACAAGUAUCCAAUUGGAAUGCAUAACUUUCUGGUACAAAUAACCUAGCACUUGUGCAGAUCAUACAGCUUUGUAUACUUAAAAAGCAGCUAUAAAUAAAGUAUAAAUUCCUUUAAAUAAUAUUUCAUUUUUGGCAAUCAAAUGCAUAAAAUCAGUUUUGGAACGACUGUGAGCAUUGUACAUACAUAAUACUUGACCUACAAUAAGCUCUUAAUAUUGUUAACCCAAAAUCCCUAGAGUAUUGUUAUUGUUGCCAGAACAGUUCUUAAACAAAUAUAAAAUUAACAAGCAAUGUACAUAAACAUGAUACUAAAGUACAGUUCACUGUUCCUCCUCCCCAAGCUCCACUUUUACUUUGGAGAAGUCAAAGUCUUCACCGGUUCCAUACUUGUAUAUUUUAAUCACAUCUAAGCAAGUAGUCUCGAAGUGUGUGGUAGCAUCAUAUGACUCAGAAAUGAAAAUCUGGCUCUGAGUUCCAUCAUCAAUGGGCUCAUAGUAGUCAGACACCGACACAAACUUCUGUCGGAUGGGCCCAAGCAGAUCCAAGCCAGGCUUAAUCUCACUCUCGGGAUCAUUGGUUUCAACAGUAGUGGACACCAUAGCUAUGAACCAGCCCUUGGCAGCUACCUGGUGUGUGUAUGACACAACUGAAAUAUAAAUAUCGGAAUGCCUGCCCACUUGCUUUUGAGGAAUGAUAAUUUGGGUGGAAAGAGCAUCCUUUGUGUUUGGUAUAGGAUGGUCCAACAAACAGAUGCAUCGGAUCACCUGGGCCUUCUUGCGAACACGGUCAGGAACAUAGCUGGGGUCACAGUAAACUUGCUUGCAUUUGGCUAUUUCAUUGCCAGAACGCACACCAACCACUUUACCACCUUCUCCAAGAACAAUCUCAUCUAUGGGUUUGUCCAACAUGUAGGUACCUCCAUAAAUAGCAGAGAGACGAGCAAAGCCCUGAGGCAACUCUCCAAGACCAUACAUAGGAUACAAGUAUGGAGAUUUUCCAUACCUAGCCAGUGAAUCGGAGUACAGUUUAAUACGGCGAAUAGUUUGGAUAGCUGGUUGCUGGAGGUAGUUAUCAUUGAGGUAGAGGGCUAGUGCAUGCCCCGUGAAGUCUUGGGUAUUCUUGUCAAGACCAAACUUGUCAUACAGCGAUUGCAUGUUGGCUGUGUUCGGGUCUAAGUCUUUCCAGGUCUUGGCGUCAUCUUCCUGGAAAUCUUGAACGUAGAUAAGGAAAUUGCGGAAGCGUCUCUUCUCGAACAUCCCCAUAAGAUCCGAAGCCAGCGCUUCCUUUUGGUCGACAGGGACCUUGGAAAUCUUUCCGCCUUUGUAGACAUAGCUGCCUUCCACAGACUUAAAUUCCAAAUAACGAGUCACACCCGUGUGAAUCAAAAGCUUAACAAGGAGGCCAUUGGCCAUCAAAAGCUUGGGAAUCAAAUCUACAUUCCAGUCGCGACCUCGACCGUAUGUUUCAUCGGGAGCCGGUGCGUUGAACUUUGCGAACAAUUCUUCUAACGGGGUAAUUGACGCAGAUUCACCACCGUAGUACUUAUUACGAUCAAUGUGCAGUACCUUCUUUCCGGAUACGGAAAGCAUUCCACUUAGGAUGCACUCCUUCAAACCUGUUCCCAGGACUAUUGCGUCGUAUUCUUCAUCCAUGUUGAAGGAUUUACAAGAAGUUUUUCCAAUACGAAAACGCAAACCGGGUGGUAAAUGUCAAAAUGUCGGAAAGAAUAUGGCCGACUUCGAUGACGACGACGUGUGAGUUAGUGUUGCGCAAG
This is a messenger RNA of Spodoptera exigua (beet armyworm), 5189 nucleotides long. The record is from the annotation of a GenBank genome assembly. Lineage: Eukaryota; Metazoa; Arthropoda; Insecta; Lepidoptera; Noctuidae.